Molecule: messenger RNA, 1691 nt
Organism: Thecamonas trahens ATCC 50062
Lineage: Eukaryota; Apusomonadida; Apusomonadidae
Exons: 1
Coding region: 30-1691 (553 amino acids)
Source: RefSeq, a predicted model, not a curated record
CCGCUCUCGCUCACCCUUCUCCGCACAGUAUGGCAGGCAGUAGAAGCCCAGGGUGGAACAACCGCACCAUUCUCUUGGGUGGGUUUGUGGCCAUUGGUGCCCUACUGCUCCUCACCUCACAUAUGGCCCUCUCGUCCGUCCGUCGCGACCCGCCCAUGCUCCAGCAGCGGAGCCAGCCGAAGGCGCUCUCUCGCCUGGAGCGGCUGCUGGAGGAGUUCCGCGACACGCCACACGUUUCGUUGGGCAAGCACGAGGUGACACCAACGCAGGUCGCUGCCUGUGCCCGCAUCCAGGCCACCCCGUUUGGCGACCUCGCAAACGUCGAGAACGCCAUCGCUGACUGGCUCGUCUUUCGCUGCGACGCCGUCCUGGAGCUCGAGCACAAGCUCCAUGGUGACAAGGGCCACAGUCACGAUGGCGAUGGCGAUGGUGACGGCCAUGGAGCUGCAACUACAUCGCUCGAUUCUGGUCACGGUUCUGGCCAUGGCGAGGGUGAGGGCGAUGGCCACAGCCACGAUGGCGACCACAAGGACGGCGAGACGCACACCGUCCACGAUCACGGCACUAACAACGGGGCAGCAAAACCCAUCCUUGCCCGUGGCAAGAUGUUCCCCACCGCCAAGCAUGUCGGCCAGGGUACCGUCGAAUACACCACGCCAUCGGGUGUUGACCUCUCGUACACCAUCCACAUCAACACCGAAGACGCCGCCACCGACAUCGAGCCGGGCCCUGACUGGAUUGCAGUCUGCGUCUCGUCGACCACCCGUGGCAUCAACCCGACGUCGCUCUCGUCACUCUCGCUCUUCUCGCUCAUGCUGCCGUCGCUGGCCCGGACGGUCGAACCAGGCUUCCGCUACCGCGUCGUCAUCAUUCACGACGUGGGCGACGCGUUCUACGAGGACGACGGCACGUAUGCCGCCAUCGAGGACUGGUUCAACUCCCGCAUUGCUCACCCGCUUGCUGCUGCAGACAUCGAGGUCCAACUGCUUAUGGUCUCGUUCACCAACACUCAGCGCAAGCCCGGCCCGGCCUUCAACGUCAUGCUCCGCGCUGCCGCAGACUUUGGCGCCGAGUGGUUCUACCGUAUCAACGACGACUCAGAGUUCGUCGCCCCAUGGGCCGUCGACUUUACCACCACCCUCCUCGCCCUUGGCCAGCCAUAUGGCGCCGUCGGCCCGCUGUGCAAGCAGGGCAACACCGCUAUCCUCACCCACGACUUUGUUCACCGCACACACCUCGACAUCUUCGAGACAUACUACCCGCCUGCCCUCGUCGACUGGUGGAUGGACGACUGGAUCUCGCGCGUCUACGGCGCCAGCCGGACCGUCAAGGUCAACUCGGCCGAAAUCAUCCACCAUACCGACAACCACGGCACCCGCUACCAGGUCGACUUUGCCAACCAGCCCAAGCUUGCCGAAGCUCUCGAGCACGGCAAGAAGCGCAUCGUCGCCUGGAUGGAGGAACACGAUAUCGAACAAGACGUCAUCGACGCCUACAACAACGACAACUUUGUCCACACCGUCCUUGGCGACGAUGCCCUCGCCAAAAUGCUGCCCGAUUCAGAACGUCCCGCCGCCUGCCGCAAGCUCGCCUCAAGCCACGGCGUCGUCCCCAACCAAACCUGGGGCACGCUCUCAGCUGACGACCAGGUCACCUGGAAGGUCAACGACUGCGAUCGCUUUGUCAACUAA